Trachemys scripta elegans is the source of this 2187-nucleotide messenger RNA. Its product is annotated as TLC domain-containing protein 5-like. The record is from RefSeq and is a predicted model, not a curated record. Gene Ontology annotation, cellular component: membrane. Bases 1 to 738 code for a protein of 245 amino acids. The transcript is spliced from 2 exons. NCBI's taxonomy places the organism in Eukaryota, Metazoa, Chordata, Testudines, Emydidae.
AUGAUGCUCUCCAUCAUUUUCCAGGUGACCUGCAGCCUGACUGCCUGGCUCUCCCUCUACGCCUGUUUCUGCUAUUGGAAUAAGCACCGUACUUACGAGUGGAGUUGCCGGCUGGUCACUCUGAUGCAUGGGGUCAUUGUCACCUGCCUCUCUGGCUACGUUGCUUUUAUCGAUGGCCCCUGGCCUCUAACUCAUGCAGGGACACCAAACACGCCUCUCCAGGUCCGUGUGCUGUGCCUUACCUUGGGUUACUUUAUCUUUGACCUCAGCUGGUGCAUGUACUUCAAGACAGAAGGAGAUCUCAUGCUGUCUCAUCACACGCUGAGUAUUUGUGGCAUGGUGCUCGUGCUGGGGCUCGGCAAGUCAGCCACCGAAAUCAAUGCCAUUGUCUUCGUCAGCGAGAUCACCAACCCGCUGCUGCAGGCCCGCUGGUUCCUGCGGGAAACCGGGCACUACUGCAGCUUCAUUGGGGAAGCGGUGGAUGUCUCCUUUGUGGCUCUCUUUAUGGUGCUGCGGAUUGGGGUGGGAGGCCAAAUCAUGUAUUCUGUGAUUGUCUCCUCCAGACCCAUAUGGCUACUCAAGGCUGGAGGCCUGGCUAUGUACAUAGUGUCCCUGGGGUUCAUGAUUGAAAUCUGCAGCUUCACUAGGAGGAAAGUGUUGAAAAAGUACCAUACCUGGAGGAGUGUGAGCGGCGGGGACAUGCCCCUGAAAACCAAUGGGCAUCUGACACCUCAUUAACCUUGAGCUGAAUGGACUAAUGUGUCUAACCUGGCAAUAAGGAACUGGGAAUCCUGGCCUGGGCAGUUGAGUUCUGAGAGCGAGAACUGUUCAACACCAGCAAUAAUGUGAAAUGGACCGUUUAGUAUUGGCUGUCACGAGCUGGAUGAGCCGGAAUCGGAUGAUGCUGCAGAUGUCUAGCAAAUGCUGAUGGGGAAAGGGAAUCCUACAGAAGGGUGUGACGGUACUAACUUCUCCAGCACUGAUAUGGUCUCAAAAGGGAGGCUAGAUACCACUCGAGCUGUUCAGUCUGCUCCAGGCAAACUGCACAGUCCAGGCACACUUUGUAACUCCAACUUCCUUCUCAGAGGCAAUAGGUCUGUGGGGAGUCUUUCCCAAGCUACGCAAUAACAGAAUGCACACUUGGACGAGAGGCACUGCACGAAUGCCAAGUAUUUAUUGUGGUUGAGCCUGGUAUCUUUAGAAGCAAAGUUGUUUUUUGAAGGGAUGGGACUGUAGUUGGGCUAAUAACUGAGGCAAUGUCUUUGCCUGGUUGCUUUUCAUGAAAUGCCUCUUCCCCCUUCAUCUUGCUUCUGCUAUUGGUAUUUAUACUCUCACACAACCCAAUUCUGGUCUUAUUUGUAGCAAUGUAACUUCAGUGGAGUUACUCUGCCGUUGCACUAGCAAAAGUGGGAUCAGAAUUGGGCCCAUCUGCUCAGUACACUUCUUUAUAGAGAGGUGUUCCUAUGGAGUGGUUCUCGUUGGCCGUCUCGGCAAUGCAAGACAAUGGACUGAGGGGGUUAUGGAGACUGAAACCCACCCCUCACCCUGCUGCUAAAGGGAUCCUUUCAGGGGAAGGAUAAUAGAGGAGAAUCUUGUCCCGAUGCCAUACUUGCUCUGCACAUGCACCCUCUCCAGAGGUGUGAAGCCAGAAUCUUUCAUUAGUGCUAAAGUCGCAUGAAAACCAGACACUGUUUUGCAGGUGUGACAAUUAAAUGUCUGUGUGCAAGUGUGUAGGCUUCAAUGCAGUGCCCCUUCCCGGGCCCUGCCCUGGAUCUGUCGCAGUGGGCUCCAGUAUGUUUUAAUCUCCCUGCACUUGCACUUGAUUUCCCUCUGGCUUUACUGUGUGGAUUGCACUAUGCCGGAGACAGCAGCUCCCUUUUCAGCUCUGCUGUAAAACCUCUCCUGACGAAUGGCCAGGUGUUGGCCUCAGGCUACCUAGGUUGAUUUCCCUGCCCCCUCUGAAAUUUCAUCAGGCUGGGGAGGGUGAGCCUUCCCCCUGCUCUAUCAAAGCCAUGGUGUCACUGCUGCUGGGGGAUUUGAAGGCAGGAUGAAUGACUAUAGUGGGGAAUACAGCUCCUGUGGUGAUCAAGGGUCUUCUACCCCUCACCCCCUUAUUCGGAGCCUAUUGUGGCUGCCGCUCUUUGCGCUGUUAUCUGCCUUGGGGUUGAGGGUGGGGGAAGUGGUGCA